AUGGCAGACAUCUUGAGUCUUUACAAGAUUCCACAGAUUUCAUAUGGCUCAUUUGAAUCAGCAAUGAAUGAUCAAAACAAGUUCCAUUCCUUUUACCGCAUGGUCUCCAGUGAAGCCCUCCAGUACCGGGGAAUUGUCCAGUUACUUCUGCACUUCAAAUGGAAAUGGGUCGGGCUGUAUGCGAUAGAUAAUGAAGGUGGGGAACGAUUCUUGCAGACCAUGGAGCCUAUGCUUUUGCAGAAUGGAAUAUGUUCAGCAUUCAUAGAAAGAGCUCAAACACAUGUGCACUUCUCUGAUAACAUAGAAGAAAUGGUUGCUUACAUAAAGGAUAAUUUUCCAACUUUCAUGCUGAGCAACGCCAAUGCAGUUGUUAUAUAUGGAGAAAGUGGGACUAUUACAUGGUUGGGAGGGAUUAUAGGGGCAAUCAAGCUCCACUCAUUCCUGCAGAGAAUCUCAUUCAACAACAGUGUUGGAGAUGCAAUUACACUGGACGAACAUGGAGAAUUAGCAUCUGGAUUUGAUAUUACAAACCUGGUCACAUUCCAAAAUAAAUCUUACAUCAGAGUUAAAGUAGGGAGGCUUGACCCUCUUGGGAAAGACUUCACCAUUGAUAAUGACAGAAUUGAAUGGCACAGAGGCUUGACUCAGGUGCCACCCCUUUCAGUAUGUAAUGACAAGUGUCGUCAUGGUUAUGGGAAGAAGAGAGAGGAGGGUAAGAAAUUCUGCUGCUAUUCUUGUGCUCCAUGUCCAGAUGGGAUGGUCUCAAAUGAGAAGGAUGAAGAAACCUGUGUCAAUUGUCCAGAAGACCAAUAUCCAAACGAAGACCAGGAUCAAUGCUUUCCUAAGAUUCCAAACUUCCUGGCAUUUGAUGACACUUUAGCCAUUGUUUCAACUUUCUUUGCACUUUUGUUAUCUCUGAUCACAGUUCUGGUGCUGGGCAUCUUCAUUAAGCACCAGAACACAGCCAUAGUCAAAGCCAACAACAGAAGCCUCACCUACAUUCUCCUCAUCUCCCUCCUCUUCUGUUUCCUUUGCACCUUGAUGUUCAUUGGAAAGCCUAAUGGGGUGACUUGCCUUCUCCGACAAACUGUUUUUGGUCUAAUCUUCUGUGUGUCCAUCUCCAGCAUCUUGGCCAAAACGGUAUCUGUGGUUUUAGCAUUCAUGGCCACCAAACCAGGAUCUAGGAUACGGAAAUGGAUAGGGAAACAAUUGGCUUUUUCCAUCAUUCUGUCCUGCUCCAGUAUUCAAGUAGGGAUCUGUGCUCUGUGGUUGGCAACUUUUCCUCCAUUUCCAGAUUUAGAUACACACACAAUGCUUGACCAAAUUGUACUCUUAUGUAAUGAAGGGUCAGUCACCAUGUUCUGCUGUGUCUUAAGCUACAUGGGUUUCCUGGCCAUUGUCAGCUUCACUGUAGCCUUCCUAGCCAGAAAAUUACCUGACACUUUUAAUGAAGCCAAGUUCAUCACCUUCAGUAUGUUGGUGUUUUGCAGUGUUUGGCUCUCCUUUAUUCCAACUUACUUGAGCACAAGAGGGAAGUACAUGGUAGCUGUGGAGAUCUUCUCCAUCUUGGCUUCCAGUGCUGGGUUACUGGGUUGCAUAUUUUUUCCAAAAUGCUACAUUAUUGUGGUGAGGCCUGAGUUGAACAAUAAAGUACAUCUGAUACGAAAAAAGAUGUAA
Molecule: messenger RNA, 1677 nt
Organism: Lacerta agilis (Sand lizard)
Lineage: Eukaryota; Metazoa; Chordata; Lepidosauria; Squamata; Lacertidae
Product: vomeronasal type-2 receptor 26-like
Exons: 5
Coding region: 1-1677 (558 amino acids)
Biological process (GO): G protein-coupled receptor signaling pathway
Cellular component (GO): membrane
Molecular function (GO): G protein-coupled receptor activity
Source: RefSeq, a predicted model, not a curated record